UUCCUGCUCUAUCAUCGUCUUCUAAAGGUGUUAAAUGUUAUAACUUAGCUUGCAGCAAUUCUGCAUAAAGAACCCAAACAGCAAAUUACAUCGGCAGAAAACGCAAAUCCUUAAACAUCCAUGGCGCGGAUGCAGCUCUUUCUCCUACAGUUCUUUGAAAUAGUAUUAGCAGAGACAUUCUUUCUACUUGGCCAAUCUUCAUCUGGAGAUAUAUUGUUGGGGAACAACUCACUUAUCGAUGGUCAGACAUUGAUCUCGAUGGGGAGCGUGUUCCAACUCGGCUUCUUCAGUCCAGUUAACAAUUCUGCGACUGCAUACAUAGGAAUUUGGUACUACAAUCUCCCACCAAGAGAAAACAAAGUAGUAGUAUGGGUCGCCAAUAGGAACAAGUCUGUGGACACAUCCAUGGCAUCGUUGAACCUGACUUCCGACGGAAAUCUAAUCUUAUUUGAGAAAGGAAUAAAGUUUUGGUCGACAGGAACAUCCGCAGAACUUAAUUCUCCACGCUUGCAGCUUUUAGACUCAGGAAACCUCGCGCUGACUGAUGGCAACUCUAGCAGAACUCUAUGGCAGAGCUUCGACCAUGGGUGUGACACUCUUCUCCCUGGCAUGAAGAUAGGAUUCGACUUCCGGACUAACACUUCGUGGCAGUUCAUGCCAUGGAUGAGUGCCACGGACCCUUCUCCGGGCAAGUACGUCGCCAAAAUGGAGGCGUAUAAUGUUCCGGAUUUUUUCACACUGAGUGUGGAUAGAUACGCCAAACUCGGUCGCACUGGGCCAUGGAACGGGCAAUGGUUCACCGGCCUUCCAACGAUGGGGAACAGCAUCUUGGUGAGGAACGUAAACUUCACAUACGUGUCCAACCAGAAUGAGACCUACUACAUGACUGAAUAUCAGACUCGAUCGUCACGGCUAAACCGAUUGGUAGUGGACGCCAACUUAACCUACAAACGUUGGAUUUUUGAUGGGAGAGAUUGGAGAGUUUUCUUGUCGUUUCCAAGCGACGACUGCGAUUACUACAACCAUUGUGGCCGCAACAGCGUUUGCACCAAGGGCUACUACUCAACCUCCUGUCGUUGCUUGGAAGGUUUUGUGGAGAACAAAAACGUCGUCGGGUGCGCGAGGAAGGAGCCCUUGCUUUGCUCGUCGAACCAGUUUUCGAAGGAGCAGAACAUGAAGGUGCCCGACACCGAGAACGCAACCUCACGAGGCAAGAUUAGUCUGGAUGCGUGCAAGAAAUUGUGCUUGGAUGAUUGCUCCUGUGUCGCGUAUGCGGUGAUCAAUGGGCCUUAUGGCUGCAUAACUUGGCGCGGUGAGUUGUUGGAUCUCAGAAGUUUUAUUGACGGAGGAGACGAUUUAUACAUUCGGCUUCCAGAAUCAUCGACGUCAAAUUGGAAGGAGCCUGUGUGGGCAAUAGUAGUCAUUCCGGUGUCGCUGGGAAUUCUUGUACUGUGUUGUGCAGGCGUACUCGCUCGGAGGAGGAGAAACAGAGCAUCAACCAGCAGAUUGCAAUUGCAGUUUCCAAAGGUGCAGAAAGAUUCUAUCAGCACAUUGGAUGUACUUCCUUCAUAUGAUCUGCGUACUAUAAAAGCUGCAACAAAUGAUUUCUCCGAACGAAACAAACUUGGGGAAGGGGGAUUUGGCAUUGUUUACAAGGGUCAAUUGGAUGAUGAACAGAAGAUUGCUGUCAAAAAAUUAUCAAGAUACUCCUCCCAAGGCCCUGAUGAGUUCCAGAAUGAACUCUCAUUGAUAGCCAAGUUACAACAUAGAAAUCUUGUUCGUCUUCUAGGCUGCUGCAUGGAAGGAGAUGAGCGACUUCUCAUACUUGAAUACAUGGAAAAUAAAAGCCUUGAUGCAUUCAUUUAUGAUAAAACUAAAAGUUCUUUAUUAAAUUGGCAAAAACGUUUCAAUAUUAUAAUUGGGAUCGCUCGAGGACUUCUAUACUUGCAUCAAGACUCCAGAUUGAGAGUCAUUCAUCGUGAUCUUAAGCCGAGCAAUAUUCUCCUUGACAAGGAUAUGAAUCCAAAGAUUUCAGAUUUUGGCAUUGCAAGGAUAUUUGAAGGAGACAAUGCUCUUGAGGAUGCAACAACCAGGCCAGUUGGAACAUUUGGUUACAUGGCACCCGAGUACAUAUCAUAUGGACUUUUUUCAUUCAAGUCAGACGUGUUUAGCUUCGGUGUGAUAGUACUAGAAAUCAUAAGUGGAAAAAAGAAUAGAAUAUUCAGCCAAACUGAUACAAGUUUGAAUCUUUUAGGACACGUAUAUAAACUUUGGAAAGAAGGAAGGUCUUUAGAGAUUCUUGAUGAUGCACUAAAUGAAUCAUAUACAACGGAAGAAGUUCUACGUUGUAUCCAAAUGAGUCUUUUAUGUAUCCAAGAUAACAGUGAAGAUAGGCCAACAAUGACAGAAGUAAUGACGAUGUUGGCAAGUGAGGACCAGCUCCUCACCCCGCUUAAGCAACCUACAAUAACAACAACUAAUAGCGAUGGAAGUUUCGCUACCAACGAAAUGAGUUUCACACUUGUAGGUCGAUGAAAUAUGUAUUUAAUUUUUAUCUUAUCAAUAUUUAGCAUAACAAAGUCCUUUGAUUACUAUGUAAAGUUUACCAUAAAGCAGAGUACUUCAAUAUUAUUCAUUUGGACCAAAGAUUUAAGUUUAUCAUUAUGGCUUAUUAGUCCAUAGUUUGUUCA
Zingiber officinale is the source of this 2690-nucleotide messenger RNA. Its product is annotated as receptor-like serine/threonine-protein kinase SD1-7. Bases 121 to 2535 code for a protein of 804 amino acids. The record is from RefSeq and is a predicted model, not a curated record. Gene Ontology annotation, molecular function: ATP binding; protein serine/threonine kinase activity. The transcript is spliced from 8 exons. Gene Ontology annotation, biological process: recognition of pollen; protein phosphorylation. NCBI's taxonomy places the organism in Eukaryota, Viridiplantae, Streptophyta, Magnoliopsida, Zingiberales, Zingiberaceae.